Messenger RNA from Rhododendron vialii, 1342 nucleotides. Its product is annotated as phenylacetaldehyde reductase-like. NCBI's taxonomy places the organism in Eukaryota, Viridiplantae, Streptophyta, Magnoliopsida, Ericales, Ericaceae. The coding region runs from base 1 to 1101 and encodes 366 amino acids. The record is from RefSeq and is a predicted model, not a curated record. The transcript has 7 exons. Gene Ontology annotation, molecular function: oxidoreductase activity, acting on the CH-OH group of donors, NAD or NADP as acceptor.
AUGGGCUGUGAUCCUAAGAAGACAGAGCACUUACUUUCGCUUGAGGGUGCUAAAGAGAGACUUCACUUGUUCAAAGCAAACCUACUUGAAGAAGGUUCCUUCGAUGCUGCUAUUGAUGGCUGUGUAGGGGUCUUUCACACCACAUCUCCUUUCUUCAUGGAUGUGUUUACCAAUUUCUUCCUCGAUCAAAAUCGACAAAGAUUUCGGGAAACAAUGCCAACAACAAAAAUAAGGGCGAAUAAGGCCAUGUCUCCACAAGACGGAUCUGUUAUUUUAGAACUUCACCGGAAGAGAAAUGGCAGUCGAGUCAAGCAUGAAAUUGGUGAUAAGAAAGAUGAAGAAUGGAAGAGAUUCUUCCAUCAAUCUUCAACGAUCGAUCUAUCGCUUCCCGAAGUACAUAUUGGUCUUUAUGGACUCUUUAGAAGGAAGUGUUUUAGAUAUUGUUCUUUUAAGUGUAAUAAUAUGAGUUAUACAGAAAUGAUUGAUCCUGCGUUGAAAAGAGCAGUGUUGACAUCCUCGAUUGCUGCAGUUGUACAAAAUGGUAGGCCUCGAACUCCUGAACUGGUAGUUGAUGAGACUCGGUUUUCUGAUCCAGAAUUAUGCAACCAACAUAAGCUGUGGUACUUGCUAUCAAAGACUUUAGCUGAGAUCGAUGCUGCCCGGAAGUUUGUUAAAGAAAAGGGUAUCGAUAUGGUUGCAAUAAAUCCAGCCAUGGUUAUCGGUCCUCUGUUGCAGCCAUCACUCAAUUCUAGUGCUGCUGAAAUAUUGAACCUAAUAAAUGGUUCAGAAACAUUUCAAAAUUCUACGUUUGGAUGGGUUAACGUAAAAGAUGUUGCCAACGCGCAUGUUCAAGCAAUUGAAAUUCCUUCUGCUAAUGGAAGAUAUUUCGUUGUUGAGAGUGUUGUACACUACUCUGAAAUUGUGAAGAUACUAACCCUUUUUAGUUUGUCAGAAAAGUGCGCGGAUGACUAUCCAUAUUCACCAACUUACCAGAUAUCCAGUGAAAAAGCAAAUAGCUUGGGCAUUGACUACAUUCCCUUCAAGGAGAGCAUCAAGGAAACCAUUGAAAGCUUGAAGGAGAGGAAACUUUUCAGCUGUUGAGUCGUGGCAGCAGCUAUCAGAAACUUAUAUCAGUGAAAUAAAAUGGAUGUGUGACACAGGUUGUACUUGUGCCGUUCAUGUGUCUCAGCUUUUUGAGUUGUAAUGUUUACCCAAAUAUUGCGGAACCUUCUUUUGAACGUGCUCUCUAUUAAGAAUAUUGGAACUAGAUGUUGAAAAGUAAGCUUGAUAUAUAAAAACGUGUUGGGGGAACUAUUGGUUUGGAGGUGAUAAGUUUCAAAGU